Aureobasidium subglaciale EXF-2481 is the source of this 969-nucleotide messenger RNA. RefSeq lists its product as uncharacterized. The coding region runs from base 1 to 969 and encodes 322 amino acids. Gene Ontology annotation, cellular component: elongin complex; nucleus. Lineage: Eukaryota; Fungi; Ascomycota; Dothideomycetes; Dothideales; Saccotheciaceae. Gene Ontology annotation, biological process: transcription elongation by RNA polymerase II. The transcript has 2 exons. The record is from RefSeq and is a predicted model, not a curated record.
AUGGCGGCCACACUAUUUGAGAUGGCACAACGUGCUUCUGUCAGGAAUGUCAUGGAUGUCUUCGACAUUGGCGAGCUACCGUACGAAGUCGUCCGACCAAUCCUCAAGAAUAUUACCAAUCCCGCACAACUACGCAAGAUCGAACAAAACUCGCCUCAUAUCGCUGAAGACGACAGCGAACUCUGGGAGGCAUUCAUCCGAAGAGACAUACUACAGGCUGAGACCAAACUUCGAACAACACGGCCGAAGAAUCCCUCCUCGUGGUGGAAGGUGUAUGCUAAAUUGAAGAGAGAGGACGAGGCCCAGACGCAGGCCGCAGAAGCCAGACUCAAGGCCGCUCUCAAUGCUCACAAGGUGGACAAGGGCUCCAAGCAGACCAACAUUGUACGUGCCGUCAUACCGUCAGGCGAGAAGCGCCCAGCUUGGAACAGCGCAGGUCCACGCGACAAGCCCUUUGGUUCUCAGGCCUUGAAGAAUGCAAAGACAGGCACGGAUCAGAUGACUGUCAUCAAGAGACAAACCGCACAAAGACAAGCCGGCCGCAGUGUUGCCCAGUCCAUCCCCAUGCAUCAACUCCAGCAACUCAAGGGCAAGGUUGCCGAAGCACCUGCUCACAUGGUCCGGAGAUACGCUCAGCAGCCUGGACCCACAAGACCAUCUCCUAUGGUACCGCAGACUCAGGCCUACAGACCAGUGUUUGCCAGCAAGGUGCAGACUGUCGCCGACCGAGCCCUUGCAAGUGCUAUAACCCAGACCAAGCAAGAGCAAGAGGCUAGAGAGAGGAGACUUUUGGCUCUGACUAGUGGCUCUAAACCCAGGCCUAGUCCCACCACGUCGGCACGUAGAUCAUCACCAGCACCAGCACCGCCGCGGAGACCAUCGCCAGUGCACACGUCUUCGGCCUCUACGCUCGUGAGGAAGAGACCUGCCUACGACCCGUUCUUACCUGCCAAGAAGAGAAGGCCUUGA